Mugil cephalus (flathead mullet) is the source of this 1033-nucleotide messenger RNA. Its product is annotated as versican core protein-like. The record is from RefSeq and is a predicted model, not a curated record. Bases 230 to 1015 code for a protein of 261 amino acids. The transcript is spliced from 5 exons. NCBI's taxonomy places the organism in Eukaryota, Metazoa, Chordata, Actinopteri, Mugiliformes, Mugilidae. Gene Ontology annotation, molecular function: hyaluronic acid binding. Gene Ontology annotation, biological process: cell adhesion.
UGUGGCUGUGUUCAGAACCAGGAUCAUACCGGAGAGGGAGCCUGCGACUGUGGAGCAUCAAGGAGCAGAGGAAAGGCACACCCGGGAGGAAAAGUGCAGCUGCGCCUGUUUGGAGUGGACCUGCUUAGGCACUUUUUACGCACGCAUGUUACGCACAGGGACUAACUCAUUUUAAGGACGUACAUCGAUAUAUUUUUUUUACAUUUUAUGGACUAAAACACAUUUAAAUAUGAUACUAAAUAUAAAACAUAUCCUGUGGCUAUAUUGCCUCUGUGAAGCUGCAUCUACAACAGCCUCCAACUCUUUAUCAAUAAUCAGGCCGGUGUCUGGGUCCCUGUCGGGGAAGGUGAAUCUCCCCUGCUUCUUCUCGACAAUCCCAACCUCAGCGCCUGUCAUCAGUCCCAACGGAACAGCCAUUUCUAGCGGCGAUUACUUGCGGAUCAAAUGGACCAAAAUAGACGGGCAGGUGGAGUCGACCGUGCUGGUGGCACAAAAUGGGGUCAUCAAGAUAGGCUCAAGCUACAGGAACCGUGUAUCCGUGCCCAGUCACCCCGAGGAUGUCGGUGACGCCUCGCUGACCAUGGUCAAGCUGCGUGCCAGUGACGCUGGCACCUAUCGUUGCGAGGUCAUGUACGGCAUUGAAGACACACAGGACACAGUUAACCUCGAUGUCAGCGGUGUUGUUUUUCACUACCGGGCGAGCACCGACAGGUACACUUUGACCUACGAGAAGGCUGUCCAAACUUGCCGAAACGUCGGCGCAACCAUUGCUACCUAUGACCAGCUGAAAGCAGCCUAUGAGGAUGGCUUUGAUCAGUGUGAUGCUGGUUGGAUUGCUGACCAGACAGUGAGAUACCCAAUCACAAGACCGAGACAGGGCUGCUUUGGCAACCUUAAGACUAAACCUGGCGUUCGGUCGUACGGAGCCAGGAAACCAACAGAAACCUAUGACGUAUUCUGUUAUGUAGACAAACUUGAUGGUAAGCAGUGUUCACUCUUCGGCCGAAAUAAAUAAAUAGACCUCCAAAUUAUA